Fragaria vesca subsp. vesca is the source of this 867-nucleotide messenger RNA. RefSeq lists its product as uncharacterized. Bases 1 to 867 code for a protein of 288 amino acids. The record is from RefSeq and is a predicted model, not a curated record. Gene Ontology annotation, biological process: phloem development. NCBI's taxonomy places the organism in Eukaryota, Viridiplantae, Streptophyta, Magnoliopsida, Rosales, Rosaceae. The transcript has 6 exons.
AUGAACAUGCUUGGAGCUGAUCCCUUCUUGCCACAAUCCAUAUCAUCUUUAGCAGAAGAAGUCCUGAUUAAGAAGCUGCUGCUUAGUCAUGAUCCGGAUGGUCGUCAUUUUGAUUCUGAGCUAUUUUUAUGUGCUGUGGAGAACACCAUGCUAUGUACUACAGCAGAAGAGGUUCCUGAUGAUGUAAAUUUAGUAAAUAACAUGGAAGUGGUCGGAUUAGAAGAACCGCUUGGAAAGACCUUUGGUAAAAUUUCACAUGAGAUACUUUGCAAGUGGCCUGAUGAAGAAGAUCUACACGAGAGAACAAUGAUAUUAUUUGAUUUGCUUGGAAGUUACAAGUGGGAUGCAAAAGUGGUAUUAGUACUUGCACCUUUUGUAGCAAGUUACGGUGAAUUUAGGCUCCUAAUACAUCUUUGCUCAAGUAACCCCUUGGCAUUAUCAGUAGCGAUGCUUAAGCAAUUGCCUGCUGACUUGAGUCCUUUGAAGCCUCGGUUCAAGGCCUUGAGUUUGUUAGUCAAUGCAAUGGUGGAUGUAACAAAGUACAUCAUCAAUUUUGAAAAGCUACCCCUUUCACAUGUGGAGUUGGAUCAUGAGGCAAAGUAUUAUUUCUUGAAGUAUUCAGAUUCAACAAUAAUUGCAACAUGGGAGAUCUUAAGUUUGGUGUAUCGCCUGCGCAGCAUUUACAGUCACCUCAGACAGCAGGUGGAAAUCUGUCAUCAGCAAAUAGAGACAAAGCUAUACUGGAAGCUGAUGAAUGUCUUUAAGGAAACUCAUGUGGACAACCAAGAGGUGCUUAGCCUCUUAUUCGCUAUGAGGGAUGACUUGCCACUCAAGGAUUGCUCCUCACAAGCAAAGAACUGCAUAUAG